Molecule: messenger RNA, 1744 nt
Organism: Osmia bicornis bicornis
Lineage: Eukaryota; Metazoa; Arthropoda; Insecta; Hymenoptera; Megachilidae
Product: UDP-glycosyltransferase UGT5-like
Exons: 5
Coding region: 92-1690 (532 amino acids)
Molecular function (GO): UDP-glycosyltransferase activity
Source: RefSeq, a predicted model, not a curated record
GUUACCAGUCAUCGACAAAUACCAUCGUAGUUGUAGUUAAACCAAAUCACAGUGAAUAAAAUAACCAAUAAUUAGGAAGGCAAUUAAUACAAUGUACGAAUUCUCAAAUAUUCAAAGAACGAAACAUUUAGUUCCAUUUCUCGUACUUCUUGUAUCAUUAAGCAAUCAAGUGACCUGUGGAAGGAUAUUAAUUAUAACACAGGCACCAUUCUACAGCCAUGGAUCAGUGAUGCGGGGUCUUGGUUUAGCUCUACAUAAACGAGGCCAUGAAAUAGUGAUGAUAACAUCGUUCCCAACGAAGAAUCUGUCGUUAAUUAAUUACACGGAAAUCGAUUUCUCUGAAAAUUAUGAUAGAUCGCUGAACUUUAAAUUUCAUGACGGUAUAUUUAAUUAUCGAAAUAUUAUGGGAAUAAAUAUGCAUAUCAAGAAUUACUUAUAUAAUUUCACGAGAUGCUUUUUUGAGCAUCCUGAUGUACAGAAGAUUUAUAGAAAGAAUAACAAAGAGAAAAUCGAUUUGAUCAUUGCAGAGAGUGUGUACAGCCACGGAGUCUUUUAUGUUGCUCGUGUACUAAAUAUUCCAGUAAUUGGUAUUACCACUUUAGAUUUUCAUGCGCACCAAUCUUAUAUGUGGGGCAUCCCUCUUCUACCCUCUCAUCUGUCACACUGGGAAUUUGACGGUCUCAUUGAACCGAACAUGUCCCUUUCUCUGAAAGUAAGAAACUUCAUCUAUACAAUGCUUGUACUCCGUGAUUGGUACAAUUUUGAAGUAGAGCAGGUCCAUGAUUUAGUGAAAAGCUACCUUGGAAAUAAUACACCUUCCUUCUUCGAGCUUAGAAGAAAUAUAAGCCUAUUCUUGGUUAACCAUGAUCUCCUUCUCGGCUUUGCUAAACCAGUGACACCAAAUGUUAUUUAUUUCAAUGGUUUCCAUAUUAUGGAGAAUCCUCCGCCUUUGCCGUCGGAUAUGGAUGAAUUUCUGCGAAAGGCGCACGAUGGUUUCAUUUACAUGAGUCUUGGAACCAUCGUUAGUUCCUCGCUGCUGUCCGAUAAUGCCAUAAGAUCAAUUUUUAAUGUGUUUUCUCGGUUACCGUACAAAAUUCUCUGGAAAUUCGAAACGAACGAUGCACUGCCAAAACAUCCAAAUAUAUUCACCAGCAAAUGGAUCCCUCAACAAAGUGUCCUGGCACGUCCGAAUACGAAACUGUUCGUCUAUCAGGGAGGCUUGCAAAGCACGGAGGAAGCUAUACAUUACGGUGUACCGAUCGUGGGAAUACCGAUAUUUAUCGAUCAAAUAUUCCGAAUCAAGAAACUCGUGUCGCAUGGAGUUGGUAGAAUGCUCGAAUUUAACAAAUACGACGAGGAAACUUUCCGGGAGGCUGUUAACGAUGUACUCAAUAAUGAAAGAUACAAAACGAAGAUGUUAAAAUUAAGGGAACUCAUGAAUGAUAAGCCUUACGAUAGUAAAAAUCAUACUCUGUGGUGGAUCGAGUAUGUGAUGCGUCGAAAAGAAGUUCCACAUCUCCACUUCAGCGGAGCAGACGACCCCUGGUAUCAAAGAUACGAUAUCGACGUCAUUGCAUUCCUUUCGAUAAUAUCAUUUACCAUAAUAAUAAUAAGUAUAAUAAUAUUCGUUCAAAUAUUACAAUGGUCGUGCAGAUUUAAAUAUGCAAAAAAGUGGAACAAGAUCGACUAACAUCAUGAAUAUAGAAAAAAUAGAUAAUAGUUAAAUAUAACUUUGCAAAGUAGA